This is a messenger RNA of Lates calcarifer (barramundi perch), 5077 nucleotides long. RefSeq names its product protein jagged-1a-like. Gene Ontology annotation, molecular function: Notch binding; calcium ion binding. Gene Ontology annotation, cellular component: plasma membrane; protein-containing complex. The record is from RefSeq and is a predicted model, not a curated record. NCBI's taxonomy places the organism in Eukaryota, Metazoa, Chordata, Actinopteri, Centropomidae. Gene Ontology annotation, biological process: cell communication; multicellular organism development; Notch signaling pathway.
UCCAGCUGCAGUCAGUCGGGGCUGCAGAGCGCGUUCAGUGGGGGCGGUAAUAAAAGAAAACCAGGACAAUAGCAGACAAAGGUUUUCCGUGCAGGACGGUUCUUCUCUGUCAGGACUCUGUGGAGGUCUGUUCCGGGGGGAGAAGCUGCAGCUCUGUCUCCGCCUCGUGCAUGUCCCAUCCGGAGGAGUAGAAACCCGGAGCGGAGGGUCACACCGACUAUCACCGAGACCCGACAGCCGCCUGGCAGCAGCCCGCCGCCGGCAUGACCCUCACACGGAGCUCCGUCCUCCUCAGCCUGCAGCUCCUCCUGCUCUCUGCCCGCAUCCAGGUUUCCUCAGCGUCCGGACACUUUGAGCUUCAGAUUUUGUCGAUGCAGAACGUUAACGGGCAGCUUCAGACCGGCGCCUGCUGCGACGGACCCCAGGAUGCCACGGAUCAGCGGUGCACGGUGGACGAGUGCGACACCUACUUUCGGGUGUGUCUGAAGGAGUACCAGCUGAAGGUUUCCUCCGCCGGGCCCUGCAGCUUUGGCAUCGCCGCCACGCCUGUACUCGGUGGGAAUAGCUUUUCUUUACGCAACUCCAAGAGCGACAAGGCCAGGAUCAUGUUGCCGUUCAGCUUCGCGUGGCCGAGGUCGUACACGUUGAUCGUGGAAGCUUUGGACUUCAACAACGACUCGUCCUCGAGCAGCGUCGGCGGGGCGGUGAUUGAGAAAGCCGUCCACUCGGGGAUGAUCAACCCCGGCCGUCAGUGGCAGAGCCUGAAGCACAACGGCCCCGUGGCUCAGUUCCACUUCCAGGUCCGCCUCAGCUGUGACGAGCACUACUACGGCUUCGGCUGCAACAAGUUCUGCCGGCCGCGAGACGACUUCUUCGGUCACUACGAGUGCGACCACAACGGCAACAAGACGUGUCUGGAGGGCUGGUCCGGUCCGGACUGCAACACUGCGAUCUGCAGACAGGGCUGCAGCACAGAACAUGGAUCCUGUAAAGUCCCAGGAGAGUGCAAGUGUCUGUACGGCUGGCAGGGAGAGUACUGUGAUCAGUGUAUCCCUCACCCCGGCUGUGUUCACGGCAGCUGUGUGGAGCCCUGGCAGUGUCUCUGUGAUACAAACUAUGGAGGACAACUGUGUGACAAAGAUCUGAACACGUGCGGGACGCGGCAGCCAUGUUUGAACGGAGGAACCUGCAGCAACACGGGACCAGACAAAUACCACUGCUCCUGUCCCGACGGCUUCUCCGGAGUCAACUGUCAGAGAGCGGACCACGCCUGCCUGUCCAGCCCCUGUGUGAACGCCGGCAGCUGUGUGGAGACCAGUCAGGGUUUUGAGUGUCGCUGUGCCCCCGGCUGGACCGGACCCUCCUGCUCCAUCAAUGUGGACGAGUGUCUGGUGAACCCCUGCAGUCAUGGAGGAACCUGUCAGGACCUGGUCAAUGGUUUCAGAUGCAUCUGUCCUCCUCAGUGGACGGGGAAGACCUGCCUGAUCGAUGCCAACGAGUGUAACGACAACCCCUGCGUCAACGCCAACUCCUGCAGGAAUCUGAUUGGAGGAUACUUCUGCGAGUGCCUCCCCGGGUGGACGGGCCAGAACUGUGACAGCAAUAUCAACGACUGUCGCGGUCAGUGUCAGAACGGAGCGACGUGCAAGGACCUGGUGAACAGUUAUAAAUGUGUGUGUGCUCCUGGUUUCACCGGCGAACACUGUGACCGAGACGUGGACGAGUGCUCCAGCGGGCCCUGCCUCAACGCCGGCCGCUGCCACGACGAGGUCGACGGCUUCCACUGCCUGUGUCCGCCCGGGUUCUCAGGGAGUCGCUGUCAGUUGGACAUUGAUUACUGCCUCCAUCGUCCGUGUCAAAAUGGCGGCCAGUGUUUCAACCUGGCGGCCGACUACGUCUGUCAAUGUCCUGAAGACUAUGACGGCAGGAACUGCUCGCGCCUGAAGGACCACUGCCGCACCACGCCGUGCAAAGUGAUUGACAGCUGCACGGUGGCGGUGGCGUCCAACAGCACGGCGAGCGGCGUGCGUUUGAUUUCGUCCAACGUGUGCGGCCCCCACGGGCGGUGUCGGAGCCACGCCGGCGGACAGUUCAGCUGCGAGUGUGAGGAGGGAUUCACCGGGACCUACUGCCACGAGAACAUUAACGACUGUGAGAGCGCCCCCUGUCUGAACGGAGGCACCUGCAUCGAUAAAGUCAGUCAGUAUCAGUGUAUCUGUGCUGAAGGCUGGGACGGCCCCACCUGCCAAAACAACAUCGAUGACUGCAGCUCCGCUCCCUGUCAGAACCGCGGCGUCUGUCGAGAUCUGGUCAACGACUUCUACUGCGAGUGUAACAACGGCUGGAAGGGAAAGACCUGUCACUCCAGAGAGAGUCAGUGUGACGAGGAGACCUGUAACAACGGGGGCACCUGCUACGACGAGGGAGACGCCUUCAAGUGUCUGUGUGCCGCCGGCUGGGACGGCGCCACCUGUAACAUCGCGAAGAACAGCAGCUGUCUGCCGAGUCCCUGUGAGAACGGAGGAACCUGUGUGGUGGACGGAGACUCCUUCAGCUGCGUCUGUAAGGAGGGAUGGGAGGGCGCCACCUGCAGCCACAAUGCCAACGACUGCAGCCCUCAUCCCUGUUAUAACAGUGGGACCUGUGUCGAUGGAGACAACUGGUAUCGAUGUGAAUGUGCUCCGGGGUUCGCCGGCCCAGACUGCAGGAUCAACAUCAACGAGUGCCAGUCGUCGCCCUGCUCCUUCGGCUCCACCUGCGUGGAUGAAAUUAACGGUUACCGCUGCAUCUGUCCGCCGGGAAGAACCGGGCCCCGCUGCCAAGAAGUGACGGGGCGGCCCUGCGUGGUCGGGGAGCUGGUGGCUCUGGAUGGAAGCAGGUGGGACGAGGACUGCAACAGCUGCCGCUGCCACAAUGGGAGAGUCACCUGCACCAAGCUCUGGUGUGGACCUAAACCCUGCAGCCUCCACAGUAAGACUCACAGCUCAGAGUGUCCGGCCGGUCAGACCUGCGUCGCCGUCCAGGACGAGCGCUGCUUCAUCAAACCCUGCUCCAACCAGGGGGAGUGCUGGAGCCCCGCCCACCGGGCCCCGCCCACUGCCAGGUGUCACCCAGAGAGCAGCUGCGCCAACGUCACCUUCACCUUCAACAAGGACAUCAUGACCAAGGGUGUGACGGUGGAGCAGGUUUGUCGUGAUCUCAGGACCCUCUACGUUGUCCAGAACCUGUCCUCGGAUUCCUCCGUCUCCAUGACCUGCGAGCCGUCGCUGGACGCCAACAACGAGAUCCACGUGGCCAUCUCGACGGAGGACCGGAGGGGGGGCACGACGUUCGUCAAGGAGAUCACAGACAGGAUCAUGGAUCUGGUCAGUAAGAGGAGCGCCAACAGCUCCAUCAUCAGCGCCAUCGCCGAGGUUCGAAUCCAGCGACGACCGAGCCACAACCCCAACGACUACCUGGUGCCCCUGCUGGUUUCCGUGGUGAUCGUCGUCUGGGCGUUGGUGGUGGCCUCCAUGUUGCUGUGGUGCGUGAAGAGGCGGAGGAAGCAGAGCGCCCACACGGGGGUCAGCACCCAGGCUUCGUCGUCGUUGGCGCCGGCAACAGAGGACAACAACGCCCUCCACAACAGCGUGAGCGCCGCCCGCGAGCAGCUCAACCACAUCAAGAACCCCAUCGAGAAGAACCCGCCCAACCACCACCAGCAACAACAGCAACAGCACCACCACCUCCUCCUCCACCACCACCUGUACGAGGACAAGAACUCUGUCAACGCCAAGAUCAGGAAGUCAGACAGCAGCAGCCAAUCAGACGAGGAGGAGGUGGAUAAGAGGCUGCAGAAGGCGAGGUUCGCCAGGGCGCCACCGGCGUACUCGCUGGUCGACUGGGAGGAACGACCCCCCAACACCACAGGCAAAACCCCACACUGGACUAGUAAACAGGACAACAGGCAGCUGCAGUCACAGGGCGUCAACAGGAUGGAGUACAUCGUAUAGCCCCCGGCUCAGACUGACAGGACGCAGAGCUGAGACUUUUUUUGGACGUUCAUCUUUUUUGUCGUCUUUCAUACAGAGCUGAGUUUCAGUGGAUGGAUCUUUGGAUUUUUGCUGUUUAAUUUAUGUUGUGACUGACACUGGUCUGAACGCUCCACUGUGGUUGGCUGGAUCUCCGAUUUUGUGGACGAUGGAGUUUGGACGUGCAGAAGUCCGACGACCUUCAGCACCAUCAGUUUCCUUCAUUCAUUAGUUGUUGAAUGUGCUGCUGACGUGUUGCACCACAACACCUGACCAGUUUGGAAAAAAAAUAUUUAUUUCAUUUUUUUUGGGGGGGGGUUCAAUAUGAAGAAUCGUCCGUGUAGAAUGUCUGUGUAUAGAUUUGUAAAUAAUUUUUAAUUAAUCAUUGUGUAUAUUUGAUUUAUUAACUUAAUCGUCGAGAGCCGUAAGAUAUUCUGUUUUUAUUUAUGAGUCUGGAGUCAAAGGUUCGACAGCUUUGUAAGCUCAUGACUUCUUGAUGGAAAUUGUUUUUUGAUAAAUUUUUCGUCAACGCCAAAAGUGUUCUUGAGAGAAUAGUUUAUUUUUAGCCGUUUGGAUUUGGGCAUUUUUGUGCCUCAAUGAAAUGUUUUAUACGUCGUCUGUUUGAAAUGUGGCAGGGUUUUCUGUUGUAAGUACUUCACAUGGAGAUGUUAGAGACAGAUUUUGCUGCUGCAGGGUCUUUUUAUACAAACCAACAUGGUGGCAGACGUUUUGCUUUUGCUACUGAAAAGAAAUUUUUCAAGGGACAAAAGUUUUUUUGUAAUAAUUUGUAUUUUUUUGUACAGAGUAAAAAAAAAAAAAACAGGCUUUACAUCCUGUUUCCAUGAGUUUGUAAUAAUCCGAGUGAUCAAACCUGCAUUCAUUAAGAAAGUACUUGAAGAGAGAGUUCAAUGAGAAUACUGUAGAGCUGUCAUGUGACUCGUGGCCUGUUGUUGAUUGGAGGAUAAAAUAAGGCUGUGAAGCUGUGUUUGAUUUCAGUCGUCGGCCCCUUUAGUUCCUGAUGGAGGACGUUGAGAAAUAAAAGUCUUUGUGUUUGUUACUGGCAACAA